This is a messenger RNA of Melanotaenia boesemani (Boeseman's rainbowfish), 1974 nucleotides long. It is a transcript of the gene cbx8b, whose product is annotated as chromobox homolog 8b. The coding region runs from base 139 to 1230 and encodes 363 amino acids. The transcript is spliced from 5 exons. The record is from RefSeq and is a predicted model, not a curated record. NCBI's taxonomy places the organism in Eukaryota, Metazoa, Chordata, Actinopteri, Atheriniformes, Melanotaeniidae.
GUGUAAAAAUUGCGCUGACGUCCAUUCUGUUCUGGAGUAUUAUGGUCUGUCGGGAAUUCAGAGUGGCUGGGACUGUGGAAAAAAAUAUUUGCCCUGCUAGCGCUCAGCAAGCUAACGGUAGGAAGCACUGGAGUAAAUAUGGAGCUGUCUGCCGUCGGAGAGAGGGUGUUUGCUGCCGAAUCUAUCAUCAAACGGAGGAUAAGGAAGGGUCGGAUUGAAUACCUCGUGAAAUGGAAAGGAUGGUCUCCCAAAUACAGCACUUGGGAACCGGAGGAGAACAUAUUGGACUCCCGCUUGUUUGUCGCUUUUGAGCAGAGGGAGCGUGAAAGGGAGCUCUAUGGGCCUAAAAAGAGAGGACCAAAACCCAAGACGUUUCUGCUUAAGGCCCAAGCUAAAGUUAAAUCCAAGUCCUAUGAGUUCAGGAACGAGGCAGUCAGAGGGAUGCACAUCACCUACCCAACCCCAGAGCCGGUUGUCACUCCCAGGGCCAGAGAGGGCCUGAGAGCCAUCGUCCCUACCAUCUUCCCACCAAGCACUGUGAACCGCGGGGAAAGCGUACGUGUCCGACAGCCUGAACUGAGCACCCGCGAGCACCAUCAGACUACUUCAGACCGACUAAUCCACAUACCAAAAAAGAGAGGGCCGAAGCCAAAGCCCCGUUUUCAGGACGGGAGCUACAGCCCUGUUGUCUCCGAGCCCCACAAGAGGAAAUUGGAGGAACAGGUGAGCCACGGCCCUCAGAAGCUGGUCAAGCUACAGGCAUGUGAAGAGAUGAGGCUGGUUAAAAUAGGUCACAGACAUCCAGAGAACCACGGUCACAGUCAUAAACACCACCACCAUCACCACCACUACCAUCAUCACCACUUACAGAACCCCGGGAGCGUCUACAAACAGCUCUACUCUGACAGCAGCCUGCAUCCGCUCAGAGCAGACUUGGACACACACAGGACUAAGGAUAGCCCCGGUUACAUGGUACCCGCACACUUCAAGCACCACAACAAAAUGAGCCACAGCCUGAGUCGACCCAUGACGCUUCCACAGAUGGAAAAACCGUACUUUUUGGACAGGCCGUCACCAACCCGGCUCGAUGACGACUUGGACGAAGUGACGUGGAGGCCGUGUCUCAACAAUGUGGAAAAGAUUCUGGUGACGGAUGUGACCACCAACUUCCUGACUGUCACCAUCAAGGAGAGCAGCACUUCGAAAGGCUUCUUCAAAGACAAAAGCUGAUUCUUGAACGAGUUCUUUAUGCCACGCUUUUUCUGACUUGCAUCAGAAUGAUUCUAAAGUUUAUAAGAUAUAGUGUGAUUAUUAAGCAAAGCAGUUUUCUAUGUAAAGUAUAACAGCAAAUUACUUUGUGUGCAUAUGUAUAUACAUAUAAAUAUAUAUAUUAAAAAGUUGGGCAUCUAUUUAAUGUAUUGACCAAAUUAUGAAGUCCGUUUCACAUCAUGCAUUGGUGAACAUGAGUUAUGUUUCCUUUGCAGCAGGUGGCUACUUCCUGUACAGAACUGGUUAAUUUCACUGUUUUGCAAUUAUAACUAACAAGGAAGUUUUUGGUUUUUUCCCCCUCCACUCUUUUUACACCAGCUGGGCUUAAGCUAGUACAUUGUUAAAAGUGAGUCAAGAUAUUAAAUACAGUGAGUGGAGUGAAUAUUUUUGUCAUUUGAACCAAUUAGACUGACUGGUCCUGUUCAGUUCAAUGGGGCUAAUAUUUAAAAAUGAACUAAAGCACUUUGAAUUCAGAGGUAUUAAAAAAGCUAUGUGUUGUCUUCAAAGACGAUCUUUUUCUGAGAGUUUUGUAAUGUCUAACAUUUCUAAUUAAAUUAAUAAAUUCAAGUUUUCCCAAAGUGCAUAUAACUACUUUUCCAUUAACUUUCUAUAUUUUACAUUUUCAUAGAAAUGUUCAUGAAGCUUUGAUGUAACAAGAUAAGUUGACUUUUUAGAGGCUUUUCAAUAAACCAUUUUAAUUUCUCA